This is a messenger RNA of Pocillopora meandrina, 2602 nucleotides long. The record is from the annotation of a GenBank genome assembly. NCBI's taxonomy places the organism in Eukaryota, Metazoa, Cnidaria, Anthozoa, Scleractinia, Pocilloporidae.
CGCUGGUGCACGAAAGUGAGGCUUAUCCUGAGUCGCAUCUCGUCUGUUCACCACACAAUCGCUAAUAUAAUCGAAAAUGGAGCACAAAACUACUAGAAAGAAGCAAGCGAGACGAGGAAAGGAGUGUGCGGCCUCUGAAUGUACGAAUACAGAAUAUUUACGCACUGGAAAAUCGUCUGGCUUGCGAUUUUUUCACUUCCCGAAAAAGCGUUCAUUAAUACAGCGAUGGUGCAACCUUAUCAAGAGACACAACGGUCGAGAUGGGUUCGUAGUUACUUCAAAUACUGUUAUUUGCGAACAGCAUUUUCCUGCUAGUGACAUCUUCAAACGUCCAGGAGGAAGUAGAAGUAGAUUACGUGAUGGUAAGAGUUUAUAUAAGUUGAUUCAGCUAAGUUGUAGCUGCUUUACGUAAACGAGUCCAUUCUCAAAUUAUAAACACAAUGAACUGAUAAAAUAUAUUCAUUUCAGGAGCUGAACCAUCGAUAUUUCGGUGGACGUCUGGUAUCUGUAAACAGAAAAGAGCGUCACCAAAACUACGAAUCCCAAUGUCAGUCAAUUCGACAGACACCACAACUUCAAAAGUGACAACAACCGAACCAACAACCACCACAACUUCAAAAGGGACAACAACCGAACCAACAACCACCACAUCAACAUGUAAUACGACUGUAAAUAUGGGCUACGAAACCUUUCAGAAUUCGAAUGAACCGGAGGACCAGGAAGUGUUUCAUGUUGAAGCAAUUCAUUCAGAAUGCUUGCCUUCACUUAUGGUAACAUAAACCAUAAUUAAUUAACCAUAGUUAAUUAUGCAUAAACUUUAGAAAGUUGUCCUAAAAUAACCAUAAAGCUUGCAUCUUUGUGCUGCAAUGUUCUUUAAUGUACAUGGCAAACAACCUACGUUAUCACAUGAAAAAAGCUAGUUUGUGUAAAUAGGUUGAAACCAGUUUAAUUUUGAUUUCAUAUUUUUUUUUUUUUGUGAUGUGUCAACCCAAACUGAUAUCUCAUGGCCUCUGCUGUCCAACUGUGCACCUAUUUCUCAUGACCAUAACUAUGCAUUUGAACUGAAUAAGUCACCAAACAACAGCACUGAGUACAUAUUGACUAUGGAAGAAAGGUUACAAGUACAGACUGAGAUGGUUGAUAAUCUACAAAAGAAAGUUGGCAACCUACAACAAGAACUAGAGGAGUACAAAGAUCGUGAAUUUAAACUGGAUAAUUUUAAAGAUGACAAUGAUGCAAUUACAUUUUACACUGGCUUUCCAAGCUAUGAGACUUUAAUAGGAUUUUAUGAAUAUUUCAAAGAAAAACUUGCAAAGCUGCAAUACUGGAAUAAAUGCAAUGCACCAGAUUCAUAUCAUUAUCAAGAAGAGGGAAGAAGAAAGCCUGGGCCAAAGCGAAAACUUUCACCACUUACUGAAUUUUUUAUGGUUUUGGUAAGAUUGAAAGUUGGUCUCUUUGUUAAGGAUAUUGCAAGUAGGUUUGGAAUAUCUCCUGGACAAUUUUCCAGAAUAUUUUGUACCUGGGUGAACUUUCUAAAGCUAGAAUUGCAGUUGGUAUUUCCCUUUCCUUCACAGUAUCUUGUAAGGAAGAACAUGCCUGAUCAGUUUAGAUUGUAUCCAACUACUCGUAUCAUUCUUGAUUGCACUGAGCUUUAUGUUGAAGUUCCAUCUUCAAUGCUUGCACAGUCACAGACAUGGUCCAACUACAAGCAUCAUAACACUUUCAAAGUAUUAGUAGGAAUAUCACCAAAUGGUCAAGUGACAUUUGUGUCAAAGCUAUGGGGUGGCCGUGUUUCUGACAAGGAAAUCACACAACAAUCAGGAGUGAUGCACUUAUUAGAACCUGGGGACAAUGUAAUGGCUGACAGAGGAUUUGAUAUUGGUGGUAUUUUGCCACCAGGCUGUCACCUGAAUAUCCCACCUUUUAAGGGCAUCAGAGACCAGCUGACAGCUGAUGAAGUCCAGGAAACAGCCCGCAUUGCAUCAGUGAGGAUACAUGUUGAGCGUGCUAUUGGUCGCAUAAAGAACUAUCAUAUUCUAGAAGGUACUUUACCUUUGAGUUUAGCACACGUAGCCGAUCAAAUAUUUUUUGUAUGUGCUUAUCUUACUAACUUUUUAACUCCUCUUCUUGAGCCUCAAAUGUGAAGUUGAUUUACAUCUACUGUCAAAAAUAUACAAUAUAUGCUUAUGCAAAUGAUUAAUUGAAUUAAAUGAUGUCAUCAAUGACAACUGAAUACUGAAAUAAUAAACAUGUGAGGCAAUAACAUUUACAAUGAUACUGUUACUACUACUUUGCAGUUAAUAAUAUUCCAAUUUGAAGUUGUGUUAACUAACUCCAGCAUAAAAGAAAUAGUUUUUUUAAAUUCUCUUGGUUAAUGCAAUAUUGUAGUUGUGUACAUUUUUACAUACCAUGAACUGUGAUAAAGAAUAUAUUACAUAAUACUGAGGCUGAAGUUGCUGUCAAUGGAACUGUAAAAUGGAAUGUCCCCCUGAUUAUGAAAAUCCAUCUGUCCAAUAAUAGUUUGAAAGGUUAUAUCACAAGCAUGUCUGAUACACUCCAAUAACUUAAUAUUCUAACACAACAGUAGAAUUGAUUCAAGAAG